ACGAUGUCCACCAAGGUGCCCAUCUACCUGAAGCGCGGCAGCCGCAAGGGCAAGAAGGAGAAGCUACGGGACCUGCUGUCGUCGGACAUGAUCAGCCCGCCGCUGGGGGACUUCCGACACACCAUCCAUAUCGGCAGCGGCGGGGGCAGCGACAUGUUCGGUGACAUCUCCUUCCUGCAGGGCAAGUUUCACCUCCUGCCAGGGACGGCGGUCGAGGGACCUGAGGAGGAUGGCGCCUUCGACCUCCCCUUCCAGUUCACCCGCACUGCCACGCUGUGCGGGCGGGAGCUCCCCGAAGGGCCGUCCCCUCUGCUCAAGAAUGCCAUCUCCCUCCCUGUCAUCGGUGGGCCCCAGGCCCUCACCCUGCCCACGGCCCAGGCCCCACCCAAACCCCCUCGCCUGCACCUGGAGACCCCACAGCCUUCCCCACAGCCUUCCCCGCAAGAGGCAGGGAGUGUGGACAUCUGGAGAAUUCCAGAGGCUGGCUCUGCCCACAACGGGCUGACCCCCGAGUCAGGGGCUGAGGAGCCCUUCCUGUCCCAUGCCAGCUCCCUGCUCUCCCUGCACGUGGACCUGGGGCCUUCCAUCCUGGAUGACGUCCUCCAGAUCAUGGACCAGGACCUGGGCCACAUGCAGAUCCCCACGUAGGACCAAGGCUGGCCAGGCGGGGUGCUCAGGAUCGAGCGAAUGCUGGGAGGCAGAGGAGCGAUGCAGCCCUGGUCUAGAAGUCGGGAUUCCCCAAGGCCCCACUGUGUGGUUGCUGGCCAGUGACUUCUUUCUUUGAGCCUUUGUUUCCCUCCUUCCGAGCACCUCCCUAGGGGCAGAGUGUGCCUCAUUGCUUUCCCCUAAAACGCACUAAGGACACCUGCAGAAGUCAGCCCAAAGUGCCCUGCGCAUCUUGGGCCGCCUGGACCCCCACCACCAACCGCUCCCCCUUCCCUCACAUCCCUUGGAUGAAGGCUUUGCCAAGAUGGGCUCCUCUCUCCAUCUGCCUUCUGCCUCAUCCUUGUGGGAUGCCCUGAGUGGGGGGUGGGGGGG
Messenger RNA from Odobenus rosmarus divergens (Pacific walrus), 1038 nucleotides. RefSeq names its product CDC42 effector protein (Rho GTPase binding) 2 (gene CDC42EP2). The record is from RefSeq and is a predicted model, not a curated record. The transcript has a single exon. The coding region runs from base 4 to 648 and encodes 214 amino acids. Lineage: Eukaryota; Metazoa; Chordata; Mammalia; Carnivora; Odobenidae.